CUAGGUUGCCUCUCAGUGCUGCCUUGGUAUUGGGCACCCAGAAUGCUUCAGUCUGUGAUGAUCUAUUAAUAAGGUGGCCUUACUAGAGUUUGCAACAGGGCCUCAGAUUGGCCAAAAUGGGAAGGGCUGGAUUCUGCUCUCUUCCACGAAGAGUUAAUGGGACUGGCUAAGAUCAAAGUCUGAGGCUUUUUCCAUCAUUAAUCAGUCCCUUUUUGCUUUCUUUUACGACCACAUGAAACUUGAGAAGCCACCUAAAGCUAUAUCACUUAGUGGAGUUGGGCAGUUCCCAGGUGUCCAACAAGAAGGCCUGGUUUAGGCUGCGAUGGCCACUGUCAUUCCUGGUGAUUUGUCAGAAGUAAGAGAUACCCAGAAAGCCCCUUCAGGGAAACGUAAGCGUGGUGAAAGCAAACCAAGAAAAAACUUUCCUUGCCAACUGUGUGACAAGGCCUUUAACAGUGUUGAGAAAUUAAAGGUUCACUCCUUCUCUCACACGGGAGAGAGGCCCUACAAGUGCACACACCAAGACUGCACCAAGGCCUUUGUUUCUAAGUACAAAUUACAAAGGCACAUGGCUACUCACUCUCCUGAGAAAACCCACAAGUGUAAUUAUUGUGAGAAAAUGUUUCACCGGAAAGACCAUCUGAAGAACCACCUCCAUACGCACGACCCCAACAAAGAGACCUUUAAAUGCGAAGAGUGUGGCAAGAGCUACAACACCAAGCUUGGCUUUAAGCGACACUUGGCCUUGCACGCUGCCACCAGUGGCGACCUCACCUGCAAGGUGUGUUUGCAGACUUUUGAGAGCACAGGUGUGCUCCUAGAGCACCUGAAAUCUCACGCAGGCAAGUCAUCUGGGGGCGUGAAAGAGAAAAAGCACCAGUGUGAACAUUGCGAACGCAGGUUCUACACCCGGAAGGAUGUCCGGAGACACAUGGUAGUGCACACGGGAAGAAAGGACUUCCUCUGCCAGUACUGUGCACAGAGAUUUGGACGAAAGGAUCACCUCACUCGACACAUGAAGAAGAGUCACAAUCAGGAGCUUCUGAAAGUCAAAACCGAACCAGUAGAUUUCCUGGACCCAUUUACCUGCAACAUGUCUGUGCCUAUAAAAGAUGAACUCCUGCCGGUCAUGUCCUUACCUUCCAGUGAACUCUUGUCAAAGCCAUUCACAAACACUUUGCAGUUAAACCUCUAUAACACUCCAUUUCAGUCCAUGCAGAGCUCUGGGUCUGCUCACCAAAUGAUAACAACUUUACCUUUGGGAAUGACAUGCCCCAUAGAUAUGGAUGCUGUUCACCCCUCUCAUCAUCUUGCUUUCAAAUGUCCAUUCAGUUCUACCUCAUAUGCAAUCUCUAUUCCUGAAAAAGAACAGCCAUUAAAGGGGGAAAUUGAGAGUUACCUGAUGGAGUUACAAGGUGGCGCACCAUCUUCAUCCCAGGAUUCUCAAGCAUCGUCAUCUAAGUUAGGGUUAGAUCCUCAGAGUGGGUCCCCAGAUGAUGGUGCUGGAGACCUCUCCCUGUCAAAGAGCUCUAUCUCUAUCGGUGACCCCCUCAACACACCAGCAUUGGAUUUCUCUCAGUUGUUCAAUUUCAUACCAUUAAAUGGUCCUCCUUAUAAUCCGCUUUCAGUGGGAAGCCUUGGGAUGAGCUAUUCCCAAGAUGAAGCACAUUCUUCUGUUUCUCAGCUACCCACACAAACACAGGAUCUUCAGGAUCCUGCGAAUGCAGUGGGUCUUGGUUCUCUGCACUCCCUGUCAGCAGCUUUCACCAGCAGCCUAAGCUCAAGCACUACCCUGCCCCGUUUCCACCAGGCAUUUCAGUAGGGUCUGGGCCAAGGGAUUCACCCAGAGGUGCUUGUGUAGCCCCGCCUGCGAUGACCAUUUAUAUUCUAGUGCCUACUUUAACACAAUACAAAAACUUCUGCUUUUGUAUAAUAUCAGGUUUUAUGAAGCCAGUAAAGAAUAGGAACUAGCCUCUUUGAUAAGCUUUGAAUCGUUCGUUUUAACUGCAUUUUCUAUUUCUCCUGAUUUCCUGUCAGUUGUCAUAGUCUCAGAGUUUUAUUUCAUAUAGGAGCGCCAUUAUUAUCACUAAAUUUUACAAGUCCUGUGUUCAAAUUACUGUUAGACUUUAAUUUUUCAUUUUUGUCUAAUAGCAAUGGGCAUUGGAUAAUUUUUUUUUUGCAAAUAUGCAGUACAAUGUAAAUCUUUUGAAAUGUGUGUGAAUAACUGAAGUGUUUCACAUUUUUACUAGCCACUAUAUGGAUUCAUAAUCAAGUGUGUUUUAAAUGAGUUAAGAAUCCAGUCUGGGGGGAAUAUAGUGAUUUCUUAAAUAUUCGAUAAUUUCAGAUCAGUAUAUUUUGAGGACUGCUAUUGUCUGGCUAAAAUAUCAGAAGUUUCAGUAUCUAUCUAAAAGGAACCUAGAGAGGUCACAGGGUGUUCUGUAUUAGCACUAGCCCUCAGGCUGGUUUGCCACUUUUCAACCAUCUUUACAUUAACUGUGUGGCUUUGGGGUCUUCAGGAUCAGUGUAGAAAUGUUUUGUUGUAUGUCCUUCACCUUUCAUGCUCCAGGAUGGCUUCAGUAUAACAGCAUUCUUACUUUGUAUGUUGCUCCACAGUUAGUUCAGAGUCUUAGAGCCAUUGUGGGACAAUAGACAGUACAUAUGUGAAACCCAGAGUGGCUGGGCUGCCUCAGUCGUCGGGGUGAUAGACUCCUCAACAGGAAGAUGGAUGUAAAACAUACAGCCAAACCCCAGAACUUGUCUAGAGAAUUUCCACUGUUGCCAGAGCUGAAACUGGACUCCUUGGGUACUGAGUAAAAGCCUAUGCAUGACUUCUAAAGCAUCACUUGCCCCAGUGCGCUUUUACUCAGUGCAUAUCCAUCUUUUCCUGCUGUGUUUGGAUGGAGAACUUAAAAAUUAGACACAUCAAAAAGCAACUUGAGGAGUUCCACAGUUUUACCCAACCAAAAGUUGUAAGACCCCACUUUUACACAUCUCUGGGAAACAGGAGGAAUGUUAGAAAUAAGUUGAAUCUAUAGAGGAAACGAAAAUAAAGCAAACACCAAAUGAAUAUGAAUGCACCAUGGCACUCACUGAGCGAGGUAGCGAUGGCCUUCCUCUUGUCAGACAGCCACCAGGAAUGUGAUCAACAGUUCCAUGUAUAUCUUCCUAAGGGUUAUUUGUGGCAUCAACCUACGAGACUUAUAUAUUAAGCACUUGUUAACACCUUAUUUUGGGACCCCUUCUGUUGGGGCAGGGGUGAGGGGAGAUUUAUAGAAGAGUAUGUAUCUCUUUUAAAAAAAAAAAAAAAAAAAGUAUUUUUUAAUUUCUGAGCACUCAUUAGCCCUGUAUGGGGAAGCUCCUUCCCUUCUUUAAGGGCCAGUUGUCACUGCAUAUUGCAUUGUUUACCCAUCAUCGUACAUAAUUACAGAUUACUGACUCUAAUGCAUUAUUUACAAUGCCUGGGAGUAGUCUAAACUGAGAAGUGUAAACUCUCAUGUGAAUGGGGCUUUCGCUAUAUGUCAUACACACGCCUAGUGCACUUCAUGGAAUCGGAGUUGCUCUCUAGAGGGCUUGAGCUCCUGGUUCUAACCCUAGAGCAGUAGUUUUUAUACUUAUGUAUUUAAAUUUUAUUGUGAGAAAUACAUUUUAUUAAAAAGUGUUCCAAAGGCAUUAAAAUUAUAUAUGUUAAUAAGGAAAUACAUUUUUAACUCUUCAAGCUGCUCCUGAGCUGGGAGUGGGAGCACACUCACUCUGAAAGUGGGCUCUCCACUCUGCUUCAUGACCGCUUCCUUAGUUUCUAUGAAACAGAUCACUUACCUAAUGUGCUAGUUGGAUGGUUAGUGUUCAAUAUUGCUUUCAUCACCACUUUAAAAGCAGGAGACAUUUGGUGACAGAGCACAAGUAAAUAAAAAACCUAUUUUUAUGUAGAGUUCACAAAUACCACAUAUGAAAGCACUAGUUUAUUCUAUCUAAAAUUUGCUUAAGAAGUCACAUUAAUGACAUGAGACGUUGGCCUUCAUAGGCUGUAUGUAUUUCACUGCUAA
Arvicanthis niloticus (Nile rat) is the source of this 4043-nucleotide messenger RNA. NCBI's taxonomy places the organism in Eukaryota, Metazoa, Chordata, Mammalia, Rodentia, Muridae. The record is from RefSeq and is a predicted model, not a curated record.